This is a messenger RNA of Acomys russatus (golden spiny mouse), 2127 nucleotides long. RefSeq names its product long-chain-fatty-acid--CoA ligase ACSBG2-like. The record is from RefSeq and is a predicted model, not a curated record. Gene Ontology annotation, molecular function: long-chain fatty acid-CoA ligase activity. Gene Ontology annotation, cellular component: membrane; endoplasmic reticulum. Lineage: Eukaryota; Metazoa; Chordata; Mammalia; Rodentia; Muridae.
AUGUCUGACUCUAAGGAACAAGAAGCCCCCGGGGCCUUCAUGUCUGUCCUGAAAUCAAGAGCCACCUUGAAGACCAAAAUUCACAGCAAAGUAUCGAAGAAGGCAGCAGGAAAAGACUCUCAGAAUCCGGAGGAAUUAGUCACAGCAAGCACCAGCUACUGGACCUCAGAAAGCGAUGGUGAGGUACAGCUGCGCAUGAGCAAGAAGACAAAUAACGAGCCUCCAAUCACAGUACCUGACAUGAUCAUGAGCGCGGCCACCAAGUACGCGCACUACCUGGCGAUCGGCUCCAAGUACAAGAAGAGCUGGCAGCUGCUCACCUACGUCGAGUACUACGAAGCCUGCAGGCGCGCAGCCAAGGCCUUCCUCAAGGUGGGCCUGGAACGCUUCCAUGGUGUGGGGAUCAUGGGCAUCAACUCUGUGGAGUGGGUGAUUGCCAGCAUUGGAGCCAUCAUGGCAGGUGGCAUCUCUGUCGGCAUCUUGUCUACCAACACUCCGAAAACCUGCCAGAUCAUUGCUGAGACCUCAAAAAUGGACAUCUUCGUGGUGGAUAAUGAAAAACAGCUGCAGAAGGUUAACCAGAUCCAGGGUUACCUGAAGCAUCUCAAGGCCAUCAUACAAUACAAAGAGGACAUCCAGGAAGUGCAGCCAAAUCUAUACUCGUGGAAAGGGUUCCUGGACCUUGCAGACGGCAUCCCGGAUGAAACACUGGACAAAAUCAUCGACUCACAGAAGCCUAACCAAUGCUGUACUUUGGUAUACAAUCAGAACACCACGGGGAUCCCAAAGGCCGUAAUGCUUAGCCAUGACAACAUCACAUGGACCACGGCAGCCACUGUUCAGAACCUCAGGUACAAGUGCCCGCCUGAUGGCCAGGAGGUCCUUGUGAGCUACCUGCCACUCUGCUUCGCGGCGAUCCAGAUCUUGGACAUGUGGGUGGCCAUUUCCGUGGCGGGGACAGUUUACUUCCCCUCAAUAGAGGCACUGAAGUGGAGUGGGCUACCACGGGCCCCUGGCACGGGCUUCCUGAUGGAGAUGCUCCGUGAAGUCCAGCCCACCACGUUCUGCGGCAUCCAGUGGGUGUGGGACCGCAUGCUGGACAGUCUGAAGACCAAACACCUGGACUCCUCCGCCUUCCGCAGGAGGAUUGACCGCUGGGCCAUGCACAUGGGCCUGAGCACCAACAAGAGGCGGAUACUCGGGCAGAUCCACCAGCCGCUGUGCUUUGGCCUGGCCAAACGACUGACCUUCGAACCCGCUAGGAAGUUCCUAGGUCUCAACCAUUGCCACCAGUUUCUAAGCGUGGGCCAGGGGCUGCCGAGGGCCACGAUGGAUUUCUUCCUCAGCCUGGAUAUCCCUAUCAUGGAGCUGUACGGCUUGUCGGAGUGCACGGGAUUGCACUCUCUGUCCAACCCCCAGACCUUCCGGCUCCAGAGCUGUGGGAAGCCAUUUCCCAGCACCCACACAAAGCUGGAAAAGCAGAACCAAGAUGGAGUCGGAAUUUGUGUACUGGGCCGUCACAUAUUCAUGGGUUAUCUCAAUGACAAGGAGAACACAGAGAAGGAAACGGACAGCUAUGGCUGGCUGCACACGCACGACCUGGGCUUCUUGGAUUUCGACAGGUUCCUCUAUAUCCUGGGGGACAUCGAUGAUAUGAUCACCCUGAGCUCAGGUGAGGUGGUCAACCCGAGUCCCAUCGAGGAGCGUGUAAGGACACGCAUCCCCAUUGUGCGCUACGCAAUGCUGGUGGGCCAGGACGCCCCAUUCCUGUGCGCCCUCCUCACACUGAAGUGUCAGAUCAACCCAGAGACCGGAGAGGCUCGGAGUACCCUGACCAGCGAGGUCGUGGCUUGCUGUCGGAAACUGAAGAGCCAGUCCACUUGGUUGGCAGAUGUCCUAUAUGACCGUGACCCUUUGGUUACAGAGUUCAUCAGCCAGGGCAUCCAGGAUGUGAACGAGGAGGCGCCCUCAGAGGGUGCCAAGAUCCUUAAGUGGGUCAUUAUAGACAAUGAUUUCUCUGUGGCCGGCGGGGAGCUUGGACCCAUGAGUGAGUUGAGCAGGGCUACUGUGGCCAAGAUAUACCAGGAGGACAUCCAGAAACUCUAUGAGGCAGAUCCGACCCCCUAG